This is a messenger RNA of Zophobas morio, 1403 nucleotides long. Its product is annotated as cell cycle checkpoint control protein RAD9A-like. Gene Ontology annotation, cellular component: checkpoint clamp complex. NCBI's taxonomy places the organism in Eukaryota, Metazoa, Arthropoda, Insecta, Coleoptera, Tenebrionidae. The coding region runs from base 189 to 1310 and encodes 373 amino acids. The transcript has 6 exons. Gene Ontology annotation, biological process: DNA replication checkpoint signaling; cellular response to ionizing radiation; DNA repair. The record is from RefSeq and is a predicted model, not a curated record.
UUUAUAGGAGUUAUAUUUCAUAUAACAAGGAUUUGAUUAUUUAUUUUAUUAUAUCGGUAACGCAGAUCCCGACUGUAUCAAGUUAUGUGAUAGUGGGAAAGAUUCAAAUUAUGUUCUAAAAAUGUGUAAAACUAAUAUAAACAAAUAAUUUGGUGUGUGAUUGUUGUUAGAGUGUUAAAAUUAGCACAAUGGAAUGCAUUAUACCGGGCACUAACAUGAAAGUUUUGGCUAAAGCCCUACAAGGAUUAUCAAGAGUGGGUGACGAACUGUUCAUUGAAGCCAAAAGCGACAAAUUUUCUCUAAUUACUUUGAAUUCGAGCAAGACUGUGUGCGCCAGGUUCAAUUUUUUUGACACUUUUUUCAGUAGUUACGAAAUCAACCAAGAUGAGUUACAAUCAGCCAGCAACGAAACAAUCAGUUGUAAAGUGCAUAUGAAAAUUUUCCUUCCAUUAUUUAAGGGCAACUUAGAGAAGAAGCUUGAUUAUUUUAAACUGGAAUACACAAGUGACAACGAUUUUAUAAUUGUUAAAAUGAAAUAUAAAUGUGAUGAGAUUGUAAUGGUGCACAAAUUACGAUUAAUGGAGACUGAAAUACUGUCAAUAGGGGUUUUAACUGAUUCAGGCUCUAACGACAUAGCAGCAUCUAGUUCUUUCUUUAGCCAGUUUUUAACAAUGUUCAGUGGAUCAGAUGAUGAAAUCACGUUUGAAAUCAACAAGUCAAAAAUUGUAGCUCGAAAUUAUUGCCUAGGAACGCCCUGUCGUCCAAAAAUGAUGCGUACUCAAAUCAAUUUAAAUUCCACUGAGUUUAUAUUAUAUAGAAUUAUGAAGAACACUUCCAUUAAUUUUUCUUUAAAGCCGCUGCGCACCUUGGUACAUUUUGCAGAAAAUUUUAAUUUGAGUGUAGAUUUUAAUUUUGAAGUUGGAGGAAAACCAUUGGCAAUGGUUUUAAAAAAUCCCACGUUUGAGGUUAAUUUUAUAGUGGCAACAAUGGAUCCAUAUACAGAUUCAAGUUCUUCAGUAGCCACUACGUCAGCUCAAAAGAAACCAGACAAUGUUGCGGAUGAUGUUUUUGAAGAUAUGGAAGCAGAGAAUUGGGAAAACAACGAUUUAUCGAGUAAAGAAAGUAGUUUUGUUGAACUGAUGAAAAAAGCCAAGAAUGAUACAGAGAAAGAGAAUUUGGAUAUUGUGCCGAAGUCGCCCGAGUCUCCGCGAACCAAAAAAGCGAAGACGGUUUUCGGGCGUUGUUACGACCCGACUUUCCACGAAACGAUUCUGGGGGAAGUUUUGGCUGCCAAUAGUGACUCAGAAUGAGGUUUUGCUUACCAGUUCAUCAGCCGGCGGGUCGGUCCAGAAAUGGUCUGGGGUUUUGGUCCUGGAAUAAUCCAGAGCACAGGGUCCUACAAG